GUGAAAGAUGUUGCGGUCAUCAGUUACAUUAGCCAUUCUGGUAGUAGCUGUUCAAGCAACAGAUUUUGAGAUAGUGAACAGAGAAGGUGGAGCCAUCUGGGUUGGAACUCAAGGAAAUUCCGGAAAACAACCUCUAAAAAAUGGGGGAUUCAAACUUAAUGCAGGACAAUCGAUAACAGUUGGAGCUCCAGAUGAUUGGGCUGGUCGUUUUUGGGCGAGAACUUGGUGUGAUGACAGCACCUCCCAUUGUUUAACAGGAGACUGUGGCAACAAACUUGAAUGUGGUGGUAAUGGAGGAGCACCUCCAGCAACUCUGGUGGAGAUCACGCUGAAAGGAAACGGUGGGCUUGAUUUCUACGAUGUUUCUUUGGUGGAUGGUUUCAACGUACCUGCGAGUAUUGAACCAGCAGGUGGUAGCGGUGAUGGCAGUCAGUACAGCUGCAAAAAAUCUGCCUGUCAACCACACCUCAACGACAUAUGUCCAGAAGAACUGAAGUUGGUCUCACCACAUGGCGUCGUAGGUUGUGAAUCAGCUUGCACCCACUUCAACACCGACCAAUACUGUUGCAGGAAUGCUCACGAUAAGCCUGAAACUUGCAGAAGUAGUGAUUGGCCAAAAGAUUAUCCGAAGUUCUUCAAAGAUCAUUGCCCUGAUGCUUACAGCUAUGCAUAUGAUGAUCAUAAAAGUACUUUCACUUGCAAAUCUUCGAAGUAUAUUGUAACUUUUGGAUAAUUUUCGAUUAUAUUCAAUAUCCUGAAUUCUAAGUUGCAAUAAAGUAUACUCAGCACAUUCUC
Molecule: messenger RNA, 795 nt
Organism: Phaedon cochleariae (mustard beetle)
Lineage: Eukaryota; Metazoa; Arthropoda; Insecta; Coleoptera; Chrysomelidae
Source: the annotation of a GenBank genome assembly